This is a messenger RNA of Anthonomus grandis grandis, 761 nucleotides long. RefSeq names its product 39S ribosomal protein L43, mitochondrial (gene mRpL43). NCBI's taxonomy places the organism in Eukaryota, Metazoa, Arthropoda, Insecta, Coleoptera, Curculionidae. Gene Ontology annotation, cellular component: mitochondrial large ribosomal subunit. Bases 93 to 650 code for a protein of 185 amino acids. Gene Ontology annotation, biological process: mitochondrial translation. The record is from RefSeq and is a predicted model, not a curated record. The transcript is spliced from 4 exons. Gene Ontology annotation, molecular function: structural constituent of ribosome.
CAAUUCGGUUUUAACCUCACUAAUCUGUCUAACCUAAAAAGUCGAUAUUUCGGUUUUGCCAUACAAAAUUAGGAUUAAACUCACAACCGAGGAUGUCCAAUAGUCAUUUAUUUCUAAAACCGGCCUUCAUAAGAACCCCCGGUCAAAACGGGGUCGGCCGCUAUAUUUGCCAACUCCAGAGGGUCGUCCUGAAGUUCUGUAUGAGCAGCGGAGCCAGCAGAGGAAUGAGGGAAUUUAUUGAGACCAGGUUAAUAAACUUUGUAAAUGAGAGUCCAGAAGUGGCCGUUUAUAUGAAACCAAGAAGGCACAGGACCCCCAUAAUCAAGGCUGAAUACUUAAAUGGAGAUACUCAGUGGGUAAACGCAAGAAACUUCACCGAAGAAGAGGUUUUAAAGUGGCUGAAGCUUUUAAAAUCUCAAUCCACCGAUAGGACUGGCAUAAGGUUGAGAAAACUGUUACAUACUGAUCAUCCGUCCAUACAAGGACCUUGGACGCCAUAUACAUUUAGAGAUCCCAAGUUGAACUUGGCCACAUUCCCUGAUGAAAACUUGUCAGGACCCGAAUUAUUUGAAAAAUCUGCCACUGAGCAACUCAUGGAAAUGUUUGAAAAGCAAAAAAUUGCGGAGUUAGAAGGCAAAAGGGCUGAAUAAAGUGUGCGAUAGUUUUAAUUUAUUAUAUAUCAGUAGUAAAUAAAAUACAAUUAACUUUUUAUUGUUUACCCAAAUACAUAAUAAAAAGAGUUUUUUUAAAUAAAAAUUUAA